This is a messenger RNA of Monascus purpureus, 1539 nucleotides long. The record is from the annotation of a GenBank genome assembly. Lineage: Eukaryota; Fungi; Ascomycota; Eurotiomycetes; Eurotiales; Aspergillaceae.
ACACCAUCUCUCGGACCGAGGAAGUAGCGAAAUCAUAUUCAGGCCAGAGACAUGUUCCAGUGCUCUGUUCCUGAAGAACGAGAAGAUGUCGCCGCUCAAAGUCAUCGUUAUCGGCGGAGGUUUCGCCGGCAUGGUCUGCGCCCGAGUCCUGCGAGAACAUCAUGAUGUGACGAUUCUUGAACGGGUCCCUCACCCCCAUAUGCAUGGCAGUGGGGUCAACCUUGGCCCUACUGCCAUCAGGAUCCUCACUUCGCUAGGCUUUUCCCGGGAGCGAGCCAAGUCGACAGUUAUCGAGAGGUUUAGGCGAUUUGACCGACUUGGCGGUGUAUUCCAGGACGACGAUAUGCAUCCGAUUGCAGAGAAGGUUGGGGCGCCUUGGUACACGCAACUGUGGGUUGACGGGUGGAAUGAAUUGAUGCGACUUGCAACAGCGCCAUCCGAUGAACUGGGAAUCUCGGGGAAGCAACCGACAUUUAUCUGGGGGGCUAAGGUAGUGGACGCUGACAUCGAGAAGGGAGAGGUGCUAGUGGCAGACGGGAGGAAAUUCCAAGGAGAUCUCAUAAUUGGUGCCGAUGGAGUUAACUCCGCGAUUCGGAGGUUGGUCGUCGACCAGGAGCAUCUUGCUAGGGCUUGGCCUACAGGGACUUCCGCAUUCCGGCUCACUAUCAUGGCGAGUGAAGUGAACGCUGCUAUAGGAAAGACGCGUAUCAUGGAUCCGGACCGGCCCCCGUCUGUCGACCUUUAUCUGGCCGGUGAUGGCAGUCGAAGGGGCAUCAUCAUGUAUCCAUGUCGCCAAUAUGAAGUAUUGAAUAUCAACUGCAUUGCCCCCGACAGUAUGGUCCGCUGGCCAGCAGAAGCUUCCCCAAAUAUGCCGGCCGAUUUGAAAAAUCUCACUGAAAUCUUUUCCGACUUUGGAUUCACCUGCAAAUCUUUAUUAGGGUACGAAUGAAUAUAUCAAUGAACUGGGCGGAAACAGGAUAGAUCUAAUUGAUAGGCGAGACAGGGCGGCAAAAAGUGCCAGACUUUACCAACUAAGAGACGAAGACCCUUUACCCACUUACACCAGGGGCUGUGCCCUGCUCGUGGGAGAUGCGGCACACGCAAUGACACCGCACCAGGGCCAAGCAAGCAGCCAGUCUAUUGAGGAUGCGGAGGCCCUCAGACUCUUCUGUAAGGACGACAUGGACGUAUCGUCGAUCCAAGAUAUCCUGAGGACCAUCGACAGUGUGCGUCGGCCACGGGCUUCACAUAUUCAAAGACAUUCGCGGGCUGGGAUACGCUCUUCGGAGCACAUGGGACUCCUCAGGCAUAUGCUGUAUAACUGGCAGUACCCCGGGAUCGAAGAGUGCGUGAGGAGGAUGAAGGAGGGGGAGGACAUGUUUGAAAUAACCAACCCCUUCCAGCUGCAUUGGAUUACACCGUCAUGAGUCGAUAUGUCAGCCAUGAGACAUCGGGGUCUGGAAAAGCUGGCCGAUGACCCAUGCGGGCGAUGCAUCGUUAGAAUAGAUAUAUCUGAUGUGAUAAUGAGCAAGAGUGGCA